Molecule: messenger RNA, 1670 nt
Organism: Drosophila ananassae
Lineage: Eukaryota; Metazoa; Arthropoda; Insecta; Diptera; Drosophilidae
Gene: Inx7
Product: innexin inx7
Exons: 3
Coding region: 190-1512 (440 amino acids)
Biological process (GO): phototransduction
Cellular component (GO): gap junction; plasma membrane
Molecular function (GO): gap junction channel activity
Source: RefSeq, a predicted model, not a curated record
GGGAAACGAGACCCGGAGAAUCAGAGUCAGUGGUAGUUACGAGCCUUGCAGUUACGAGGAGUUAGCCACCGCAAGCGGAGCGGACCAAAACCCCAACCAAAAUAACAAACCGAAAGCCCUAAGAACCCGAAGAAAUUUAAAAAAAAAACGUAAUCGUGGCAUAGGGUCGAAACAGAUAGCGACGCGACAAUGCUGAACACCUUUAGUUCGGUGAGGCAGUACCUCAAGUUCGAUCUCACCCGGGUGGUGAUCGACAACUUUGUGUUCAAGCUGCACUACCGAUGGACCUUCGUGAUGCUCCUGGUGGCCACCCUGCUGAUCACAUCCCGUCAGUAUAUCGGUGAGCAUAUCCAGUGCAUUUCGGACGGAGUAAUAGCGCCGGUUAUCAACACAUUCUGCUUCUUUACGCCCACUUUCACGGUGGUUCGCGAUCUGAAUCACACAGUAUUCAGACCAGGCAGUGAACCGCCUGGCAUUGGGCACUACGAUGCCAGCAAGGAUCAGAUCAAGAGGCAUGCCUAUUACCAGUGGGUGCCCUUUGUCCUGUUCUUCCAGGCCCUGUGCUUCUAUGUGCCCCACUUUCUAUGGAAGAAGUGGGAGGGUGGUCGCGUCAAGGCUCUGGUCUUUGGCCUCAAAAUGGUCGGACUGACCAGGUAUCUGAAAAAUGAUAGUUUACGAAUCGGUAAGCUGAACAUCCCGUCCAUGGCCGAGGCGGAGGAGAGGAUCAAGGACAUCCGCAGGACAAUGAUAGAUCGAAUGCGUUUGAAUCAGUCGUGGGGCGCUCACUUGGUGUUCACGGAAUUCCUCAAUUUGGUGAAUCUCCUGCUGCAGAUCACGUGGACGAAUCGAUUUCUCGGAGGACAGUUUCUGGAUCUGGGACCCAAGGCGAUUAAGGGACGUUGGUCCGAGGAGCUCAGUGUCCUGGACAUUGUUUUCCCCAAGGUUACCAAGUGCCGAUUCCAUAAAUAUGGUGCCGGUGGCUCUCUACAGGAUCAUGAUACGCUCUGUGUCAUGGCCUUGAACAUAAUGAACGAGAAGAUAUAUACGAUUCUCUGGUUCUGGUAUGCCUUCUUGCUGACUGUCACCGUUCUGGGUCUUAUCUGGCGACUACUCACCCUGUGUUUGUACAGAAACCUAACCUUCACCCGCUGGUCCCUGUACUGGGCCAAGCCGGGCCGACUGGACGAAAAAGAACUGGCCGCUGUGAUCGACAAGUGCAACUUCUCCAACUGGAUGUUCCUGUUCUUCCUCCGCACCAACCUCUCCGAGUUCCUCUUCAAGAAGGUGAUCUAUCACCUGGCCAGCGAGUUUCCCAAUCCGGAGACGGACAACGACAUCAACGCCUAUCGGGACAUGGGUGCUUCGACCUCAUCCUCGACGGUGAAGGCCCGCUAUCCGGACAUAAAUGGUCUGGACACUGUGGAUGCACCGUUGUUGCAUCAACGACACCCUGCCACGCCCCCAGUCAGUGUGCUCCCGGACCCAUCGGAUAUGACCAAGAUGCCCGUUUAACGAAAAAAAGGGGGGGCUAUAAUUUAUGCAUUCCAACUAGUUAGAAAAUUAAUUACUUUUCGAGAAUUCUGUCAUUUACGUCUGUGUUUUUUUUAUUUUUAACUCUUUUUUUUUUUUAGUAGAUGAUCAUUUAAAUAUAUAUUUAUUUUUAAGAGACA